Gopherus flavomarginatus (Mexican gopher tortoise) is the source of this 3769-nucleotide messenger RNA. Its product is annotated as zinc finger protein 660-like. Gene Ontology annotation, biological process: regulation of transcription by RNA polymerase II. Lineage: Eukaryota; Metazoa; Chordata; Testudines; Testudinidae. The transcript has 11 exons. The record is from RefSeq and is a predicted model, not a curated record. Bases 756 to 2720 code for a protein of 654 amino acids. Gene Ontology annotation, molecular function: RNA polymerase II cis-regulatory region sequence-specific DNA binding; DNA-binding transcription factor activity, RNA polymerase II-specific.
CUGGGGAUGGGGGUUGUGGGGGGCUGAGAGUUUGGGGUGUGCUGGGGGGGUCAGGGCUUUGCAGGAGUGGCUGGGGAUGGGGCCUGUGGGGCUGCUAGGAGUUUAGGGUGUGCGGGGGGGGGUGGCUGCGAGGGAACAGCUGGGGAUGGGGGCUGUGGGGGAGCUGGGAGUUUGGGGUGUGCUGGGGGGGGUCAAGGCUGGGGGGGAGUGACUGGGGAUGGGGCCUGUGGUGGGGCUGGGAGUUUGGAGUGUGUUGGGGGAUCAGGGCUAGGGUCUGGGGAUGUUUGGGGGGGCUCCAUGUUCAGAGCUGGCCCUGUGGGAGCUUUGGGAGUGAAGCUGGGGAAAGUGGGGGACUGUCUGAAGUUGGCUGCUUGGGAUGUGGCUGAGGCACCGGGGAGCUGGGGGUUGGGCUGCAUCCCUGUCACUGCAGCCUGGGGCCCUGCAUUUCCUAUGGAAAAGCUGCUCCCUGUUCCACCAUCUCCUCUCAGUCUGAGUCCCAGGGACCCUGCACAGGCAUCUGAAGAGCAGGACAGGCCCUGAAAUCUGGCAGCUGGGAGGCUGUUUGCAGCAGUUUCUAACCGUCCCUCCCCUGCUUCUUCCAGGAGGCACCACAAAAGCAUCUUGCCCCUCUGGGAAAAGAGAGAGAAGCAGCCAAAGCGGAAGAAGAGCAGCAAAGCAAGGAGCUGCUGAUCUGAUUGCCCCAUCUCAAAAAAGAUACAUUGGAAUUGGAAAAGGUUCAGAGAAGGUCAGCAAAAAUGAUGAAGGAUACGGAACAGCUUCCGUCUGAGAAACAGACGGAAGCCGAGACGCAGAAGAUCGUCUGGGAGUGGCAGGAGCUGCGAGGAUUUCUGGAGGAGCAGGAGCAGCGGCUGCUGUCCCGGCUGGAGGAGCUAGAGAGAGCCAUUGUCCAGAGAAGGGAUGAGGGCGUCUGCAGCCUGUCCUGGGAGAUUUCCCUGCUCAGCGAGAGGGGAGGAGAGAAGGGGCAGCAGCCGCUGAGCCAACCACUGCAGGGUGCUGGGAGCACUGGGGGCAGCAGGGAGGACGGGACGUUUCGGAAUCCAGAGCCGUCGUUUAUGGAGCUGGAGAAGAGACUCAGCGAUUUCUCUGUGAAAAGUGCCAUGCUGCAGGAGGUGCUGCUGGGAUUCAAAGAGACGCUGCAACGGGAGCUGGGGAGCGACACAGGCUACAGAUUAACAUCCACAUUUUGCUCGAGAUCAUCCCAUCCUCCCAGGGGGAAGGAAAUGGCUUCAAUGGAGCUGGCUCAGGGGCCGGUGACCUUCGAGGAGGUGGCUGUGUAUUUCACCAGGGAAGAGUGGGCUCUGCUGGACCCCACUCAGAGAGCCCUCUACAGGGAUGUCAUGCAGCAGAACUAUGAGAAUGUGACCUCGCUGGGGUUUCUAGUUUUCCAACAUGAUGUGAUCUCCCAACUGGAACAAGGGGGAGAGCCAUGGGUCCCAGACCUCCAGGGUUCAGAGGAAAGAGAAGUUCUGAGAUCUCCCUGCACAGCAGGUGAUGCAAUGGCAUGUGAGAACGAAGAGCUGAAUUCUCAGCCUGAAAAUGUUGAGCCAGUGGGUAAAGACAGAGCAUUAUCACAAAGAUCGAAAAGGAAUGUGUCCAGGAGUCAUGAGCAGGGAAAAUCCUGGAAGAUUCAUCAUAGACCAGAAACAGAUCAAGGAAACCAGCCAGGGGAGAAAGUGGAUACAUUUAUUUCCUCUUGGGGAACUCAGAAGGUCCCCAUGGAAACCACAACACAGCAGGAUAUGCUCAGGCGAAAGAGAAAAAAUACAUGCAGUGGGUGUGGAAAAACCUUCUCUCGCACCUCAGCCCUUUCUGUACGUCAGAGAAUCUACACGCAGGAGAGACCCUACGAAUGCAGUGAUUGUGGGAAAACCUUCAGUCGCAGCUCCCACCUUAUUAGUCAUCAAACAAUCCACAGAGGAGAGAGGCCCUAUGAAUGCAGUGACUGUGGGAAAAACUUCACUCGCAGAUCAGCCCUUUCUGUUCAUCGGAGAAUCCACACAGGGGAGAGGCCCUAUGAAUGCAGUGAUUGUGGGAAAAGCUUCAUUAGCAUCUCACACUUUUCUAAACAUCAGAGAAUCCACACAGAUGAGAGGCCCUAUGAUUGCUGUGAUUGUGGGAAAACCUUCAGUCGCAGAUCGACCCUUUCUGUUCAUCUGCGGAUCCACACAGGGGAGAGGCCCUAUGAAUGCAGUGAUUGUGGGAAAAGCUUCAAUCGCAGUUCGCACCUUAUUAGGCAUCAAAAAAUCCACAGAGGAGAGAGGCCCUUUGAAUGCCAUGAGUGUGGGAAAAACUUCACUCACAGAUCAGCCCUUUCUAGACAUCAGAGAAUCCACACAGGGGAGAGGCCCUAUGUAUGCAGUGAGUGUGGGAAAAACUUCACUGAGAGAGCAACCCUUUCUGUUCAUCAGAGAAUCCACACAGGGGAGAGGCCCUAUGAAUGCCGUGAAUGUGGGAAAUGCUUCACUAGCAGCUCAAACCUUUCUAAACAUCAGAGAAUCCACACAGGGGAGAAGCCCUAUGAAUGCAGUGUGUGUGGGAAAAGCUUCACUCACAGAUCAACCCUUUCUGAACAUCAGAGAAUCCACACAGGGGAGAGGCCCUAUGAAUGCAGUGAGUGCGGGAAAACCUUCUCUUGGCACUCAGCCCAUGUUAGCCAUCAAAGAAUCUGCAAGGGAGAUCAACACUGUAAAAAUCUCUAGGGCUAUCAAGACUUUCUUUUUUUAAUACUUUUUCCUGAUUCCCACCUAGUAUCUUUUAAAGCUCUUUGAACUGUGUGCAGCACCAUUAUCCCUCAGCCUGUCCAGAUGAGUGGCCCAUUUUUGCCUUUUGCAGUUCGCCCUCUUUUGAGAUGGACCUAUUUGUCCUUUCUAUUGUCCCACAAGUAAUUUGAGUGUGCCCUUCCUAUGAGGAACCAGGGAGCAUCACACUUAUACCAUUCCUCCUAUUGCAAAGUUAUUGUUAGAGUCACCAGUGAUACAGAUUGUAUCAUUGCCAGUUGUUCUCACAUUGCUCGGGGUUUUGCUGAAGAGCAGUUAUAUUGGGAAUAUUUCAAAUUAUAUGUAAAUGAAGAGGAGCAGGGGCAGGAAAAAAGUAUAAUUUCAGCUUUGUGACACUGGAAGGAGAUGGGGUGACUCAAAGAUUCCCUCUUUCCGCUUCACUGCGGAACUGUUCCCUUUUGCCUGAGCCAUGCAGAGUUUAUGUUCAUCACAUUCUAUCCAUCCACUUCUCAGAGUGUCAUGUGAUGAAGCAUUCUCUGUUGUCUGUGCUUGCAGAUAAUGUUUUGACAACUUUAAUCCUAUAUCAGAGUCGCUAUGACUGGAGAUGAAAGUGUCAAAGUCCUGGGAGGGGAAUUCAAAUGGAUUCCAAAUACAGUGUGAUCAUUUAGAGUUUAAAUCCCAGGUUCCAUCUAUUGUAAAGCCACUUCUGGCAAGAGGGCUGUUUUUCCCUCAUUAUGGGGAUGCUAGGAUACUAAACAUUUUGUAAAUAAUAUAACUGAUUAUUCAGACAGGGAUGAGGGAAACAGGUUUGAAUGGAUCAGAGGACAAUGUGGUGGGAGAAUCUCUUGUCCCAGUUCUGAAUAAUCAGACGUAACCUGCUCUGGAAUUUCACUUGAUACUUUCUUUGUAAUGUAUUCUCUCUCUGUGAUGUGGGUUUCUAUCUUUCCUGAAGGCUAUUCGGUCACCCAGUUGAAUAUUAGUUCAGUUUGAUAGGAUGUAGCUCAGCUUUAUUAAAGAGUUUAAGACAAUGA